AUGAAUCAUUUCGGCUUCUCUGGGACAAAACGGAAGGCAUGUGUUCGAUGUGCCAAAGCCAAAGCGAAAUGUUCCUUCAGUGGUGGACAGGAAGUCUGUGACCGCUGCCGGAGGCUGAGGCGGGACUGUCUCCAUGAAGAUGGCCCCCGACGGCCGAAGGAGAGGCAAGCCACGAGGAUCAAAGCACUUGAAGAAAAGGUCAACAGUCUCCUCACCUUGCUCACUCCAGACAAGAAUGUCGUUGUCGUUGGUGGCACGAAUGCUACGAUCUUAACCACGACGCCAGCACCGACAGAGGAAGAGAGCAGUGACCAUGUGCAGAGCAUCCAGUCUUCGGCCCCGUCCUCCACAGAAGAGGGCAGACAAUUCGAUGUGAUCGACAGUGGCAUCCUGACCAUGUCAGUCGCCGACACCCUCCUCCAAACUUACAAGCGAGUUCACACGAAAGUUUUCCCUUUCGUCGUUGUCGCACCAGAGACCGAUGCUGCUACACUGCGAAGGGACAAGCCGGUCCUCUUCCUGGCCAUAGUGACGGCGUGUUUCGAAGCAGAGCACAUGGUUCAGAGACGACUCGGGGCCGAGUUGAAGAAGAUCAUCUCUGAACGCGUGCUGGUCAGGAACGAGAGGAGCCUCGAAAUCUUACAGGCGCUGCUUGUGCACCUGAGCUGGAUCCAUUACCACUUCAAUCCCCUGGCGAAAAACUCCUUUAUGCUUCUCCAGAUGGCGAUCGCCCUGGUCAUGGACCUUGACCUUGACCGGUGCCCUGCGCACCGUGAUCAGAGGAUCGGAAGUAUCUUCUGUAAGCUGAAUGCGGAGGGCAACUUGCCGACACAGUGUCAGAGGUCGACAGCCGAAACCCGUGCCCUUCUGGGCUGCUUCUACCUCUGCUCUUCCAUGGCGAUGACGCGCAAAGAGCUGCUCAUGAGGCAUACCAACUGGAUUGAACACUGCUGCCACGUCCUUCAAGCCGAGCAGGAGUGCCCCACAGACGUAUAUGCCACGGCGUUCGUCGAAGCCAAACACUUGGCGCAACGCAUCGGCGAGAGAUUUUCGUACAGCGAACAUGCCUCGAUUCGAUUCCAGAGCGACGCGGUGGUCCAGAUGUCCUUGAAUGGCUUCCGGAAGGAGGUCGCCGACCUGGAAGCGAGGCCUGGCUUCUCAUCCAUACAAGACAAUUAUUUGCUCAUGGCCGAACUGAAAGUCCUGCCCAUCAUCAUGCACGAGGUGGCGCUGUACCGCGACCUGAGCACGACGGCGCACUCGACGACGGCCAACACGGCCUCGCAGCUGUGGGAGCUGCUGACCGCGACGCGGGCCUUCCUGGAAGAUUUCCUGAGCGUGCCGGGGCCCGCGCUGCGCCACCUGCCGGCGGCCUUCUUCAGCUUCUCGGCGUACGCGCUGAUCGUGCUGUCGACGGUGGCGCGCCUGCCCUCGACGAGCGGGUGGGACGGGGCGAUCGCCAAGCGCGAGGCGGACGUGCUCGACAUGGCGCAGCGCGCCAAGGUCAAGUUCGGCGACGAGCUCACCCGGACCGGCGACCGCGUGCCCACCGACCAGAAAGACGUCUGGGCCUACUUCACGCGCGGCAUGGCGGGCCUGAUGGCCUGGCACGAGCGGUGUGAGAAAGAAAGUGAAGGCGCGGCGGCAACAGCAGCAGCGGGAGGAGAAGCACGCGGAGAGCCCGACUACGAGCUCCCAAUCAGCCAGUCGGGUCAGCCCUUGACCUCGAGGUGCGCCAUGGCCGACGUGAUGACGCCGUUCAACGACCUGCGAGUCCGUAAGCGCGUUGAGCCCGGGCCGGUAGGACAGCAGCAGCAGCAGCGGCCCCCGCAGGUUGAUCCAGGGGGAACUGCACUCGGUGGCGGCGGCGCUGAGGGGCAGCCCACAGACAUGGUUAGCGGUUUUUGGGACGACGAGGUGUGGCAGUCCAUCAUGGACGAGUUCUCCAUGUUCCCCACGACGGCAGGCUUUCCCGCCGGAUCGAGCGCGCAGUAUCAGGGAGAACGAUUCCGGCAGUGA
Fonsecaea erecta is the source of this 2019-nucleotide messenger RNA. RefSeq lists its product as hypothetical. Gene Ontology annotation, biological process: regulation of DNA-templated transcription. The record is from RefSeq and is a predicted model, not a curated record. The transcript is spliced from 4 exons. Gene Ontology annotation, molecular function: DNA-binding transcription factor activity, RNA polymerase II-specific; zinc ion binding; transcription cis-regulatory region binding. Lineage: Eukaryota; Fungi; Ascomycota; Eurotiomycetes; Chaetothyriales; Herpotrichiellaceae. Gene Ontology annotation, cellular component: nucleus. The coding region runs from base 1 to 2019 and encodes 672 amino acids.